CCAGCGGUUGCCUAGCAACCGCAGUCAGAUGACUGUCUGCAGACAGAACAUGGCUGACCUGUCAGAAGUCCAAUGAGGGAAAGGCCGAAUUUAGCAUAAUCGAUCAUUUGUUCGCCGUCUUUUCUCAUCGCAUUCCAAAGCGGUUCUUUGAGCCAGACGUCUUUGAGAUGAACGGGAUGUCAGAUGGGAUGUCGAAUGGCCCGGACGGGAGUGAGCACCCCGGUAAUGAUGCUCAGGUUUGGGAGAGACCGUGGACCCUCGACGAGAUGCGGCAGAGCAGCGCCAACUGGUCUCUCGCGGCCGACUCGGGGCUCUUCUUAUUCCUUCAAGACUUCUCUCAGAGAAUGCUCUCCAGGACACAUGAGAUGGAAAAGCAGCUGGACAGCUUGAUCCGAGACACCAAGGCCACCGAUAGCAGUCUGCACUCGGUCUUCAACGACUUCCUCAUGCUCUCCAAUACGCAGUUUAUCGAGAAUAGAGUGUACGAUGAAGAGGUUGAGGAGCCCGUGCCCAAGACUGAUGCUGCGGACAAGCAAGCUGAUCAGAAAAGCCGUGAGCAGAAAGAAGCCGAGCUGAUCCCCAAAAUGCAGGAAGCGGUGACUUACGGCCUGAAGGUGCUGGAGUCCGCCUUCGAGCACCUGGACAUCAAAGCUGGAAACUCGGACUCCGAGGACGAGGAGGCCAGUGACAGAUUAGAGGCAAUCCUUGAGCCUAAGGACCUCUACGUGGACAGACCUCUUCCUUUUCUGAUUGGCUCCCAAGCCUUCAUGGAACAAGAGGACGUCGGCCUUGGUGACCUGUCUAGUGAUGAACUGUCAGUGGACAGCGAGAGAGACAGCGUGAUCGACAGCGAAGACAUCAAAGAUGAAGAUAAUUCCGACGAGGACUUUAUGCAGGAGGCCGAUCGUCAUAGUAACAAGAAGAAGGCGUCGUCUAUGGUGAGCUCGGAAGAGGAUGAAGACGAUGAUGAUUCUGAUAUAUUUGGAGAGUCGGACAAGGAGGAGGAGGAUGCAAAGAGCGCAGGCCCGUCGUCGUCUUUUGCCGAUGAGCUGGCCGCCAGGAUCAAGGGCGAAGUGGUUAGCAAACCGACGGGAGAUCGAGCCUCCUUGUCGUCAAGGAAGAAAAGCAAAAGCAGAAAAGAAGCAAAGUCUGCCAACUCGCAUGCGGACGAAGACGACAGCGACGACAUGUUCAAACCUCCAAAAAUGGAGUCGGAUGACGACAAAGACGACGAGGAUGAAUUCUCGCCGUUUGGCGGGAAAAGCGGUCUCUUCAGCGGGGGGAAAGGCCUCUUUGACGAUGACGACGAAGGUGAUUUGUUCUCUGAUGCACCAAGGCUUCCUGUGUCCAAAGAAGAGAAGUCAACAAACGAAAGCAUCAAAACCGCCACUAAAGCUGCAGAGCCUGACAAAGCCGGCAAGAAAAUUCCACCUGGCGCCGUUUCAGUAUUUCCAGACAACAACCUCUUCAAUCCAGUGGGUGACGGAAUGGCUAGCAGAGAAAACGGAGCGUCGACCGGCAAAUCCCAUGUCACUCCAAAACCGGCCCCAGUCGCUGGGGGACUGUUUGAUGAAGAGGAUGAUGACCAAGAUGACUUCUUCAGUGUCUCACAGGUCAAACCCAAACAGGCCCCUGACCUUUUCAAAGACGAGGACGGUGACAUAUUUAGCGAGAAGGCAGCUCAGAAAAAGGAGGCGGAACAGCCGCUUGCGCAAUCGGAGAAGAAGAUGCCUGCGGGUGCCAUCUCCAUGUUUGGCCCUGGAACACAAAGCUUACUCUCUGAAGGCCUGAAGAAACGUCAAACCUCCCGCAGCGACGAGUCUGACAAAUCUGAGAAGAACGGGCUGAAUCCAGAUGUUGGACCAGCUGUCACUCAGACCCAGAAACCUCUCACAAGUCGUCUCUUCUCUGAUGAUAAAGACACCCAAAUUUUUCCGACUAUCCCCAAGAGUCAGUCGGAUCCCCACACGAUGAGCCAGAGCAGAAUCAACAAGCCUCCUCUGUCCUUAUUCGAUGAUGAUGAUGAAGAGGAUCUCUUUGCAUCUGCUUCAAACUCCAAGCCCAAAUCGAAUCCAGCUAAAACAGCCACGCAGCAGCCCAGUAAAGCUCUCUCUAGCUCCCUCUUCAGUGACGAUGAGGACCAGUGGUUAAGCCCUCAAAUGAGUGCUACCACGCAAGAAAGCCAGACGGGAGGAAUGAAACCAAGCGCCAGCGCCCCCUCCAGUCUCCCAAGUGUUAUGACGUCGCAGAAAGGCAGCCUCUUUGACGAUGACGAUGAUCUCUUCGCUCCGGUGAAAGAGUUGAGUCCGAAGACACCCCAGAGAAGUCUUUUGUUCGAGGACGAGGAUGAUGAAGAUAAAGGAUCCCUGUUUGGAAUCAAAACCGACGAGGUCAAAAACGCAGCAGCUAAACCUACGUCGCUGUUGGAAAAAUCACCAGAUUCGGCUAAGAAGGGAUUGAAAGAAAAACCAUCAGUGCCACAGAAACCGCCAGCGAAGCCCCCGGAGACCCCAUCGCCGUCGUCGGAGUCCACCGAAAUUAAGAAGAAGCCCGUUGGAGCCGUCAGCCUGUUUGGGGGCAUUGACGUUCUGGCCAAAAAGCAAGCAAAGAGCAUUUUGGAUGAAGACGACGACGAACGUGACGGCCCGCCGCCGAUGGUCAACACGCAAGAGAAAGUCAAAAGCAAUGCUUUCAGUCUGUUUGAUGAUGAUGAUGAACAGGAGGAUGAGCAGGAUCCAAUUUUCAACGCCAGUAAACCUACAGCCAGAAACACCGCAAAGCCCGCAGAGGAGCGACCGCAGGCAAAAAGCACCGGCGUGUUCCAGGAUGAGGAAUUGUUGUUUAGUCCCACAAAGCAGAAGGACAACGAUCCAGACGUCGACCUCUUUGCCGUCUCGGAUAAAACCACGAGCUCCGAGCUCAGCUCGGCAAAGCCGGCGCCGCCGAGUUUGUUUUUGGAAGACGAGGAAGACGACCUGUUUGCCUCCAGCAAGCCCCAAUCGCCAUCGAAAGUAGCAGCGAAACACAGUACGUCGACUGACAGGCCGCCGCCAGUCAGGCCAGAAACAGUUUCGGAAAUUCAGAAACCUGCACUUCUAAGUCCUGCAGAACCAAAAGAGCCGACGUCAAGGAUCGGCAAACUUCAAGCAAGUCUGAAGAUCAACCCUGCUGCAUUUUUCCCUGGCUCAGCCCCCAGCAUGCCGGGGGCCGUCAGCGUACUCCCGGGUCUGGAUCCCAGUUCCUCCUCUGGGGUCUCCAGCUCCAGCAUAAGCCCCAGUCCCGCCACGACGCCAAUCGGCGCCCGGACGGACAGUGAGCCGGGAAUCGGCUUCGACGCGCCGCUCCAGGUUCCGACUUUGCAGAGCGCAAACAAGAAUCGUGUGAGAGCUUCCAUACGUCGCAGACCGCAGUCCAGAGCAGCGAGGCAAGCGUCUCAAAGAUCAGCAGACGACCAAGAGCAACGAGAGGACAAUCCCCCUGGAGCCUCCACCUCCGACUUGUUUUCUUCCGUCCCGCCCCCGUCAGACCACUCAAGCCAGACUGCUAUCCCGCAGAACUCCGCUCCUAUUACAUCCUCGCCUCCAUCUUCUCAAAUGUCCACUGAGCCUUCUUUGCCGACGCCGCCUGUAUCUAAACACCCCAAGAAGCAAGACUCUAGUAAGGACAGCAACCAAGGCAAGGUCCCGCUCCCUUUUGAGGAGGAGGAGGACAUUUUUGCUUCAGACAGUAUUUUCACAAGCACGCUUGCCGCCAGCGUCUCCACCAAGAAGGCCGAACAUCCGCCUGCGGCGGCACCGAAGAAAGACCUCAGCAACCUCCCGUCAAUUUUCGACGACAACAGCGAUGACCUUUUCCAGACAUUGAAACCAAAGUCGGCAACAAAGGUGGCCAAGACGUCGGCCUUUUUGGAAGACGAUGACGACAAUGACGACUUCUUUGGAGUGAAGAGCAGCUCGGCGGCUACGUCCGCGAUUAGCAGCGACGUCAAGAGCGGCAACAGCUUUCCCAAGCAAGAUAUUUUUGAGGAUGACGUUGCCAUCUUGCCUAAAGCCCCCAGAAAGGAAAAAGACAAGCCCAUCGACGUCAGUCUGUUUGACGACAACGUCGACAUCUUUGCCGACCUGGCAGACUCUUCCGCACCGAAACAAAAGAAGAGCAAAGCCAAGGCGGCCGGCGGGUCCAUCUUUGAUGACGACAUGGAUGACAUAUUUGCACCAAGUGCAGUCAAAACGGCGACCAAGGUGACUCCGAAAGCAAAGACCUCGCCUCCCUCCCAGAAGACCAGCACAGCAGUGGACACGAGUAACAUAUUUGAUGAUCCACUUAAUGCUCUGGGGAAGAAUUGAAGUCGAUUUGUACAGUUAUGGAUCAACUCCGUAGUAUUUUUUUGGAUUGCUGAACCCGCAAGAGAUCGGGCACACAGUCUUGAUUGAUGGAGCAUUCCCAAAUUCUCAUCCAUUCGUUGCCUCGCAUCUUUAUUUUGUAAUAUUUAGUACGGACUGUUAAUAAUUAGACAUGAUAGCACUUUAUGAAGAUACCGUUGUGCUUAGUUAGACGCUGAGGCUAACAGUAGAUUUGCUUUUUUUUUUUGCUUUGCCAUGUUGAGAUUUCCUGUCUAUAAGUGCCAUGUCAUUUUCGUCAAGGCAGUUCGUAAGAGUUUUGACACUCAUCCAUUUCUUAACUUUUGCUGUGAGAAAACUAGAAAUGGCAUUUUUAUCUACUAAAAUGAAACAUUUUAUACAAUCUAAGAUGUGUGGUUAUUUUUGGGGGGGGGGGGUAUUUUCUUUUUUUGAAUGCUGUAAAAAUGAAGAGCUCUUUUCCAAAGCACAAUAAAACCAUUAAAUUACAUUA
Molecule: messenger RNA, 4851 nt
Organism: Syngnathus acus (greater pipefish)
Lineage: Eukaryota; Metazoa; Chordata; Actinopteri; Syngnathiformes; Syngnathidae
Gene: washc2c
Product: WASH complex subunit 2C
Exons: 31
Coding region: 168-4346 (1392 amino acids)
Biological process (GO): protein localization to endosome; retrograde transport, endosome to Golgi
Cellular component (GO): WASH complex; early endosome
Molecular function (GO): retromer complex binding; phosphatidylinositol phosphate binding
Source: RefSeq, a predicted model, not a curated record